GCGACAGUUGCAUGCAUGCAUCGUAAGGGAAAACUAGGCCGAAAGAGGAAGGCAGUUUAAAUAAGGUAGUCUAGCAAAGGGAAGAGAAGAGAUAGUACACGUUUGAUUUAUCUCCAUUAAUUAUAUAUUAAUCUGAAGAAUAAUUGAUGUUGAGUGUUUAAAAAAAGAGAAAUAAAGACAACAUUUAAAAAGGAGAAAAUCAGUAGAAGAAUAGGAUGAGACGGGUCGAUCUCACAUCAUUACGAAAAUCCUGUAAUCGUGAACUUGGUGCUUCGUAUUUCUGGUGAUUCUCAAAUCACGAGCACGUGCGUGUAUACGAGACGUACCGGAAAAUUAGUAAAAAUAUGUUUUGACAACGCGAGAAGAUAUCAUGCGGCCACUGGAUCAAGUGAGAGGGCAAUGGAGAACCCUGCGAUUCUCGUGGACGUGGUUCAUGCUACUCGCACGUUCGCUAUUUUUAUUAAUGUUUAUCAUAUUUGGUUUGCAGCAAAAUGUGGUGGAUGCUGCACUGCGAGAUGCAGCGAAGAACGUGACAGAUAUAAUUGAAGCUACGGGGAUGCAAGAGCAACUUUUCGGAGUCAGAAGAACGGAAAGUCGUUGCAGAGAUGACACAGUCGCGUACGAUAUUAUGGAAGCUGCAAUCCUAAUGACUCCUACCAGUGCACUAUUUCCAGUUGGCAUAUCACAAGAUUUCUCUAUCUUAGUUGUUGCAAAACCGAAAGCAAAUGAGUCAAUAUCCAAAGAUUACUCCACAUCGGUACUCUUUACUAUUUACGGCGAGAAUGGCGAAGAACAGUUGAUUCUUUCGUUGGGACGCGACAUUACACUCUUUUAUAGCACAAACCCAGACGACAGAAAUGAACCGAUUUCCUUUGGCGUUGAUGUUUCCGACGGACAAUGGCAUCGAUUGGGAGUUAGUAUUAAGGGCGACGCCGUUACAAUUAUUCUCGAUUGCAACAGACACAUCACGAAAAAGCUGCGGAGAAACCCUGAAAAAAUGAUCGCUGGCAUCCUCAUGAUUGGACAGCAACUUAAGGGCGAUUUAUAUCUAGGAAGUCUCGAGAUGCUGAAAAUUGCUUUAAAUCCAGACGCUGCUUUUGAAAUCUGUACAACAUUUGCACCAGAUUGUGAAUAUCAUUUAAGAUAUGGACUGAAUUAUAAUUCAUCUUUCAACAAAGAUGAUUACGAUAGAGAGAACAAGAAAGAUUUGAAUGAAGUUACAUUUUCUGAAGUAGAAACGACGACGAUUGCGAAUAUGUAUGAUGCGGAAUCAAAUUAUCAGCAGAAUUACGGGGAAUCUACAAAUGAUUCUUAUGAAGAAGAAUAUGUACAGCGUUAUAAUACUCGAGGUCCACUUGGGCCCCGUGGAUUUCCUGGGUCGCCGGGAUUACCCGGUUCUCCUGGCAAGAAAGGUGAACCUGGUCGAGAUGGAUUGUCCGGAUUGCCAGGUAUAUCCGGUCCACCAGGUAACAUCUUCGUAAUACCCUCGUGGAAUCAACAGGGUAACGAGAAGGGACCAGACUCUCAGGCGGAAAUGUUGCGGCAGAUGAUAUCACAACACAUGCUUUCUAUGAGAGGCGUAGAAGGCCCGAUGGGCUUUACGGGCGUCCCUGGUCAAGAUGGACCACCUGGGCCUCAGGGACAUAAAGGAGAACCCGGUGAAAUCGGUGAACCUGGACUUAGAGGAGACCGAGGAAUUCCCGGAAAUUCUGGUAGAGAAGGUAGGAGAGGUCGUCCCGGUAGAGACGGCGAACGCGGUCUCAGUGGACUACCUGGAAUGAAAGGCGAGCAAGGUCCGAUAGGAUUGCCAGGUUUCCCGGGUGAUAAAGGCGAACGGGGAUCUCCAGGAAUACCUGGUGAACCAGGUUUGCCAGGUCAUGAAGGCAUACAGGGUGAGGACGGUCCUCCGGGUUUACCAGGUCUACCUGGUGAAUUGGGUCCAAGGGGAUUUAUUGGACCAAGAGGAUUCCCUGGAUUAUCAGGUAAUCCCGGUAUUCCUGGAAAUGAAGGGCCACCCGGAGUUAAAGGCAAUGCUGGUCCACUCGGUCCACCUGGUGCACAGGGUCAACCAGGAAUUGCAGGUUCAAUAGGACCGCCUGGACCUCAGGGUUUACCAGGGCCGAUCGGUUUAGUCGUAAGUUUAGUUGUAAAUAUGAUCAAUAAAAAACAAUAACAGAGCUGACGAGCUAAGCUAGGUGUAUGUGCUAAUAAUGUGUAUUGAUUGAGGUGAUAAACAAUCUUUUAUAACAAUGUUAUAUAAAUAAUUAACAUACAAAAUGUACCAAACGUUUUGACCCUUUUAUAUAGCGGCCAUCCUCAGUGAAAAAAGUAACAAAUUUAAAACAAAACUUACAUUAUAUGUCACGCAUUCGCUCGCAAUAAUUUACAUUAGUCUGAUGCUUUAACAAAAAUUAUUGCCCUUGUCAUCCAGAUCUUUUGGAAAGUCAUCCUUAGUUCAUCCGUAUUGGUAUUUAAGAUUUAAGAUUUUAGUUGUAUCUACAUAUUAUUGAUUUAUUUAUUUUCAUCCUUAUUGUUGUGUAGCGUGUUCUUUCUUCUUAGUUUGUAAGUCUUCUGGAUAU
This is a messenger RNA of Wasmannia auropunctata (little fire ant), 2579 nucleotides long. Its product is annotated as collagen alpha-2(XI) chain-like. Bases 371 to 2173 code for a protein of 600 amino acids. The transcript has 7 exons. Lineage: Eukaryota; Metazoa; Arthropoda; Insecta; Hymenoptera; Formicidae. The record is from RefSeq and is a predicted model, not a curated record.